Spirometra erinaceieuropaei is the source of this 1326-nucleotide messenger RNA. The record is from the annotation of a GenBank genome assembly. NCBI's taxonomy places the organism in Eukaryota, Metazoa, Platyhelminthes, Cestoda, Diphyllobothriidea, Diphyllobothriidae.
AUGGUUCCAAAGGCCGCCACUGGUGACUGGCGCCCCUGCGGUGAUUACAGGGCCCUGAACAACGUUACUGUCCCGGACCGCUACCCUGUCCCACAUCUUCAGGAUUUUGCCGGUGCCCUAUUCGGCAAGUCUGUAUUCUCGAAGAUCGAUAUGGUCCGUGCUUUUCACCAAAUUCCCAUAGCCCCAGAGGACGUUUCAAAGACGGCCGUUACCACCCCCUUUGGCCUCUUUGAGUUCCUGCGCAUGCCGUUUGGACUUCUUAAUGCCUCCCAGACCUUCCAAAGGUUUGUAGACAGAAUGCUUCGCGGCCUACCAUUUGUCUACGCCUAUAUCGACGACCUUCUGGUAGCCAGCUCCACCACCGAAGAGCACAUGGAGCAUCUGGGAACGGUGUUUGACCGCCUUCAACAAUUUGGCGUUGUUCUCAACCCGUCCAAGUGCGUCUUCGGUGUGCCCUCCCUAGAAUUUCUCGGUCAUCUGGUCGACUCCCACGACAUUCGGCCUCUUCCCUCAAAGGUUGCCGCCAUUCGGGACUUUCCAUCCCCUACCUCGAAGCGUCAGUUGCAACGGUUUCUUGGUAUGGUAAACUUUUAUCGCCGGUUUCUCCCGAACUGUGCCGAUACCAUCCUACGUCUGACCAAUCUCCUCUCAGGUUCUAAACGCACCUUUGAACUUACACCAGCAGCACUCACGUCAUUUGAGCAGGUAAAAGUCCUUCUGGCUGAUGCCACCCUCCUGACUCACAUUCAUGCUGAUGCACCCAUAUCUCUGAUGGUCGAUGCCUCCACUGUUGCUGUUGGCGCGGUUCUUCAACAAAGUCUGCCGGAUUCUACCGUGCCUUUCGCUUUCUUCUCCAAGAAACUAUCCAAAGCCGAAACCCGCUACAGCACAUUCGGACGUGAACUUCUCGCCGCUGAUCUUGCCGUAAGGCACUUCCGGCAUUUACUCGAAGGUCGAGAGUUCACAAUUUUCACUGAUCAUAAGCCACUCACGUUUGCAAUACAUUCCCACUCUGACAAGCUAAGCCCCCGGGAGAUCCGUCACCUGGACUACAUUUCGCAGUUCACUUCAGACAUCCGCCAUAUUGACGGCUCACGGAAUGAGGUGGCUGACGCACUGUCAAGGCCCUCUAUUGCUCAUCUUCAGCUUUCACCCGGGAUAGACCUCGCUGAGAUGACCGCUGAACAACGCCGUGUCGGUCCAUCCUGUGGUGAGGAUGUUUCCGGACUCCUCGACCCUCUAUUCCACCGUCCCGUAUACUUCCUCUGCCCUCAUGUCCACAACUCCCAACUGCAACUACCCCUUCAUCAACAAACAACACUGUAA